Zeugodacus cucurbitae (melon fly) is the source of this 3446-nucleotide messenger RNA. RefSeq lists its product as uncharacterized. The record is from RefSeq and is a predicted model, not a curated record. Gene Ontology annotation, molecular function: acyltransferase activity, transferring groups other than amino-acyl groups. The coding region runs from base 1522 to 2622 and encodes 366 amino acids. NCBI's taxonomy places the organism in Eukaryota, Metazoa, Arthropoda, Insecta, Diptera, Tephritidae. The transcript has 5 exons.
CGCCACAACAGUUUACAAUUGAAUCGGCAGUAAGAAGUGCAAGAAGUACCAAUCCAUCUCUAUACUUGGAAAAUAAAAGACCAUCAGUUUUUUAAAACCAAAAUCAUCAAUUUUGUGAAAAUUAAGCCAACUAAUAUAGUCGCAUGGCCGAAAGGAUUUAACUCAGAUUAAAGAGCGCUGGAAAAUAAUCAUUAAUAUUGUCAUCGGAAAAUUAAAAGUAAUUUUGCUAGUGUGGCAUUGAAUGACUCACUAUAUUUGGAUAGAAGAAAGUUAAAAAUCAAUUGUCCUGUAAGAGGAAUUCGGAAAAGUAGUUUUUGCAUUUUCGCAGUUGAAAAGAAAGUGAAUUAAAAAUCGAUUGAUUGUCAGUCUGCAAAAAUUUCUUCAAAUCGCUCAAUGUUGUUAAGUUCGCAGCGCUGAAAAUUCAAUAAACUCACACGAGAAUUCGGAAAAGAAAAACGCGAUUAACAGAGGCUCGUGCGAAUAAAUUCCACGUCGAGUGACUAACCACAUACAUACAUACCUACCUACCAUAUGCGAGGCGGCUGCUCGCCAAUGCAUAUCAACAAAAAUCACACAUAAUUUUAAAAACGUACAGAAACAACGACGGCGACAUCAACGCAUAAUCAGCAGCUGUUACGACAACUACUGCACAAUACGAACACGGCAAAGACUAUAGUAAGGAGCCGAUAGAAUUGUUUAUCAUAAGAGGAUCAUUAAAAUCUGUACGAGGAGUCGCCCCGUACUAAUAUUCAGCACUAAUCGCGGAUAUACUCAUACACUCAUAUGUAUGUGUACUGUGUGAUCGGGAAUCAAUAAUAAUUAACUGUGGAAAAUUUAAAAUAAUUGUUCGAUUUUGAGCGGGGUUUGGCCAGUGGAGGUGCUCCGGGGGGCAACGCAAGCGUGAUAUCCGCUAGAAUCGCUUCAAAACAAUCCAAUCCAAGUCUCCCAAACUUGUUUCGAAAUCGCCGGAUCUUAAUUACUCAGCAGUUAUUUAACCGAUAAUUGCGCCAUUUAUACAUAAUUAUUAUUUGAAGAAAUUUCAAUUCAUAUUUCAUUUAUAUAACUUGAUACUAGAUUCGCCUCCCGUCAUCUCCAACUAACAAGGCCAACCCAAAUGAUACAUAUUACAUCAAAACAGAAAUAAAGAACAACAAAUAACGGAAAGUUAAACAUUUAAUUAACAUUUAAAAGAUAAAUCAAUAAAUUGUUAAGUUAAUUCAACAAAUUCGCAAUUUAAUGAAACUCUUAAUGAAAGAAAAUAUUUGAAAUCUGUGAUUAUCUUAAUUUAACAAUUAAACUUCCUUAAACGGAAAUAAAAAUAAUACACCACACAACUAAUCGCCUUUUACGCGUCUUUAAAAAUAAUAAUAAUAAUAAAGAAUAACUGUAAAUUUCGAACAUAAAGCAUAUACUGACCCAAACACAAAAGGAGUAACGUAGAUUCGCAAAUCGAAUUAAUUAAACAGAAGAAACAUUCGGAAGUAUAUCUUUACAUAAGAUCGUGUGACUUUAUUUGUUUAAAUGGAAAUCAUCCCUGAAGGUAAACAUUUUCGUUUGGUACAAGAAUCUGAGCUUCCAGAAAUUUUGGAGUAUUUGGAGAGAUACAUACCGGAAUCACUAAAGUUUCAUCAAACCAUUAAAACGUACCUGAAUGAUCGUGUUUGGGACUUUUACUUUUAUGUUUCCAAAGAUUGGCCGGAGAAACCAAUAAUAUUACAUUUUCCAGGAUGCACGCUUACGCCCAACAACAAUAUUUAUCAAAGCUUUGGUAUAUUUUGUCCCUCAACACAAAUCGAGUGUGUGGAUCUUAUGCGGACCGAAGAUAUUCUUAUCGAUUGGAAAAAGCCAUUGUACCUGAAUUUCACGCAUAUUGCUAUCAUGAAUCGUCUGGAUGAUUUUUAUUCGACAAUUGGUGUAAUGGAGCGGCUCGAAGGCGACAUUUACGUGUGUGAUAAAUUGAAUACGGAUUUAGAGUUGGAAGAAUUGCCUGAGGAUGCAGAGAUGCGUCCACUUACUGCUGAGGAUGUGAAGGGUAUUCACGAUUUGUAUCCGGCCAGCGAGAUUGAACGCAUCGAGGUGUUCGAGAUAUUAGUGGACGUAUUGCCAGGUUUGGGAAUAUUCCGCAAAGAUACGAAUGAAUUAGCCGCAUGGAUGGUGCACUCUUAUUAUGGAGCAAUGUUCUCAAUGCAAACUCGUCCAGAGUACCGUCGCAAAGGCUAUGGAAUUCGACUUGCUAGAUCUCUCACUAAACUUGUUAUUGAACGUGGCUAUUCGCCGUUUGUCGUCAUACGUCCACAAAAUGAUGCAUCUAGGAAUCUAUAUACGAAGUUAGGAUUUACAAAAGCGUACGAAACUUGUCGAGUCAAAAUGACUCCUGACCUAAAAGAAGAAAACCAUAGGGAGGAGCCAUUGUCCAACCCUCAAGCUGCGACUAAUGGCGUUGGAAAAGCCAAGGGUCCACCAGCAAGGGCAGAUUAUGACACAGAGGCUAACAAGGAGAAUCAGCCAGUCGAUGAAGGCAUAGAGGAUAUGUUAGCUGAAAAAUGUGAUAUUGGUAAGGAGGAAAUGUGUACCGCCCACGUAAAGGCUGCAAUGGACGAGGGCAUCGAAGAGGAUAAGUAAGUAAUUAAACGAAAAUUAAUGAAGUGAGCGUUGAGUAUUGAGAAGAGCCACGGUUGGGAAGGGUUAGCUAGUCGGGUAGACAUAUAAGAAUAAUAAAUGAAACUAACAAAAAUCUAUUACAAAUGCUAAAAUACACAAAAACUCCAUUAAUAUAUGAUAUACUUAUAACAAUGCAAAGUAAAUGAAUAAGAAUUGAGUGCACAGGAAGACGCUAGAAUUUUGAUGUAAUUUUUAUUAAUCAAAAAGCUUAUUGGAUAAUAGUUUAAAGGGAAGGAAACGGAAUCUGACAUGAAAAGUGUACAUAUGUAUUUAUUUGUUUCUGUAAAUACAUAUGUUUAUAGGAUUUUGGUAAUUCGAAGUUGGUGCACUCGCAAGUAACCAUAAAAAAUAAUAUUUAAAGCAUAUACUAUAUAUACAUGAAUGAUGUAUACAAAUAAUGUACGAAUUGAUAAAAAUUAUUUUAAAAGAUUUUGCUAAAAUGCUUUUACAAAAAAAAAAAAAGAUUAAAGGUCAAAAAUAGUUGUAUGUAUGUACAUAUGUAUGUUUAUGCAUGUGUAUGUAUAAGGUUAGAGCAGAUAAUGAAUUGUUUGCGGUUAGGACUUCCAUGAUUUUAAGGACACAUUCACAUAUACAUAUGUGUAUAUGUAUGUAUGCUUGUAGUUCUUCAAUUCAUUUUCCUAAUAAUGAAUACGCCCGCUAUAGCUAGAAAUAUAUAUAUAUAUAUAUAUGUGUGUAUAUGCAUAUGUAUAUCUUAAAUAAUACAGAUAAAUAAGGUGCGAGAACCGAUUGAAUGCAUACAUAUAAUUAUAGCCAUUACUAAAGCC